Molecule: messenger RNA, 619 nt
Organism: Staurois parvus
Lineage: Eukaryota; Metazoa; Chordata; Amphibia; Anura; Ranidae
Source: the annotation of a GenBank genome assembly
AUGGAGGAAGAUAUCCUGACCACCCUGAAGAUCCUCAUCAUUGGGGAGAGCGGGGUGGGCAAGUCUAGCCUUCUGUUGAGAUUCACAGAUGACACUUUUGAUCCAGAGCUUGCUGCUACUAUAGGUGUUGAUUUUAAAGUGAAAACCAUUUCAGUUGAUGGUAAUAAAGCAAAGUUGGCCAUUUGGGACACUGCUGGACAAGAACGUUUCCGGACCUUGACUCCUAGCUAUUACAGGGGUGCACAAGGUGUUAUAUUGGUUUAUGAUGUGACGAGAAGGGACACAUUCGUACGGCUGGACAACUGGUUAAAUGAGUUGGAGACAUAUUGCACAAGAAAUGACAUAGUAAAAAUGUUAGUUGGAAACAAGAUAGACAAGGACAAACCGAGAAGUAGACAGAAACGAAGGUCUCAAGUUUGCACGAAAACAUUCAAUGUUGUUUAUAGAGGCCAGUGCUAAAACCAGAGAUGGUGUACAGUGUGCCUUCGAAGAACUUGUUGAAAAGAUUAUUCAAACUCCUGGACUUUGGGAAAGCGAGUCCCAUAACAGAGGCGUCAGAUUGUCAGAUGAAGCUGGUGGCCGAGGAGGAACAUGCGGCGGAUAUUGCUCCAUGCUAUAA